AUGGAUGAACCGGGUAGAGGUAUAUUGAACAAGAAGCAGCUGAAUGAUGUCGAAGGGGUAUCAGCACCUCCCCUGUUUCCUAGUAUCAAAAUCGAAGAGCCAGAGCAAAGAGGAAGAUCUAGGAGCAAAAAUAGAGAUCCAGGGGCUACUUCGAAUAGGAGUCUUUCUAAUCGAUCCUUGUCUCGUUCUCUUAGUAGAGUGAGUAUCAAAGAACAAGCACAUUUAAAGUGGACUAUUUUAAACAGAGAUCCUUCCGAAAGACUUCAUAAACAUUAUAAAAACAAUAAGAAUGAUAUCUCUAAGGAAGAAGAAGAUGAUGAUGACGAAGAUGACGAACAGGAGCUAAGUGAUGAGGAACAAGUAAGUGAUGUAGACAACGAAAUUGAAAUCGAUGAGCACCUAGAAUACGACUUGGGAAGUAAAGUGCUACCAAAUUUUGUCACAUCGAUAACUAAGGUUUUGGAUACCAUGAAACCCUGGCUCGCAAAGAAUGCAGAAAGUAAAAAGACAGCAGAUAAGAGAGAUAUCAAGAUGGAAGAGAUUCAAAACGGAAUAUACCGAGCUUUAUACUUUAUGAGCAAAUCGACCGAGAACCAAAAUGAUGAUCUUAAAGAUGAAACUUCAGAACAAAGUGUUUGUAAAAGUGAAGAAUCACAGAAGCCUAAUCACACCUUCGUACUAUACUUAGACCAAAUGGAUGAAUCUUUUGGCGAAAAAAUAUACACUCUAAUAUACACAUUUGGAAGUGUGCUCAACAAUGGAGACACACUAUAUAUCAUCAAUCAAUGUGAUGAUGAUAAGAACGAUAUGUUAACGCAGUUAAAUCGGAUCUGCGACCAUGUGGAGUAUUUGUUCGAAUCAACCAAUGGUGUUGGAACUUUGGAUAAUGUCGACGUUGUCAUAUGUUCAAUGUAUCACCCAUACCCAAAGCAAUUACUUACAGAGAUGGCAUUUUCUCUUCAGGCAACCACUAUCAUAGUGCCGCUACAGACAGUGUUAAGUUCACUACAAAACUUCAUUACCUCUGUACCCAUGCUUGUGGUCCGUAAAAAGCUAAAAAGAUCCAAGCGUAGAGGAAUUACUGACUGA
Messenger RNA from Kluyveromyces marxianus DMKU3-1042, 1089 nucleotides. It is a transcript of the gene IMP21, whose product is annotated as Imp21p. The transcript has a single exon. Bases 1 to 1089 code for a protein of 362 amino acids. NCBI's taxonomy places the organism in Eukaryota, Fungi, Ascomycota, Saccharomycetes, Saccharomycetales, Saccharomycetaceae. The record is from RefSeq and is a predicted model, not a curated record.